CCCCGGACCACCGAGCCUACACUUCCGUUCCCGCUGCUCCGGGAUUGUCGGAUCUGAAAUUCAUGUGAGAACGUGAACAUCGUGGCCUGAGGGUUCCAACGGACCUUGAUCAGAUAGAUCCUUUGAAGAGCGAGAAGCAGUCGGUACACACUUAGUGGACUGGAGCGUAGCUUAUAAAGACAACUUGUACCUACCAAACCUGCUACUCAUCAAGGGCUAAUUGGGAAAGUACGUCGCUGUCAUCAGAAAUAUGGAUAAUAUGGAACCUGAAUAUGUAGAAACUGAAAAAAUGGAAACUGAAAAUAUGGAAUCAGAAAAUAUGGAAACUGAAACUAUUUCAUCAGUUUCAACUCUGCAAGCUCUCUCUAAGCUACUUUAUCCUGAAGAAGAGGGUGAUUUUGAGUCUGAACAGUCUAAUUAUUUAUCUGCGAUCGGAGCCAUGGGUCCUGGGGAUAUUGGACCACCAAAAACAGAAGAGAGUAAAGUCAUCCCUCAAACCAGUGAUGAAACUAACGAGGCCAUCUGGAAUCCAGAAGAAGUUCCAGAAGGAGCAGAGCAUGCUGACACAUGGGAUGCUAGAGAAAUACCAGAGUAUGAUAUCAUAUACAAACAGCAGGUGGGAACUGAGGAUGUAUUCCUAGGAUUGAUGAAAAAAGAUUCUUCAACAGCAUGUUGUGAGGAUCUAGUGGUUAAAAUUAAACUGCCAAAUACAAACCCUUCUGAUAUUGAAAUUAAUAUCCAAGAAAUGAUCCUUGACCUUCGUACUCCUGAUAAGAAACUGUUGCUGAACUUUCCCCAUCCUGUGGAUUGCAACAGUGCCAAAGCUUUCUAUAUCCUGGAAACUGAAACUCUUGAAGUUACCGUAACUUUGAAAAGAGAGUUGGAUUUUGUUAAUUUCUUCUGAAACUGCAUGAGUAAGGAGGACACGAAGCAAAAUAGCCCUGAUAAAAAAUAAAAAAAUUGAUUAAUGUUUUCUAUCUUCUCCUUAUUAUUCCAAUGUACUUCAGAAAGUCUAAAUACAAUUAUACUGAUAUUCUAGUCAUUUACAGUCAUUUCUGCUACUCUGGUAGAAAAUAUUGUUUUCUCAUACUAAUAAGCUAUUCCAUUUUUAUAGUGAUAGCUGGAUAGAAUUUACAGGUUAACCACUGGACUACUACAUCAUCAAUUAAAUAACUGAGAUAUGACCAUGAAAUGGUUGCUCUACUUAUUUCAGUUGUCUUAAGAACUUAAGUCAGUUAAUUAUACUAUGAUACAAUCAGUUGCAUAGCAACUGGUCAUUAUUAUUACCAGAAAAGUGUAUUUGGUUGUCUUUUCAUUGAUCUGAUCAAAUGAUUUAGUGUUCUCUGUUUAGGCUUUCAUUAUUGUUCUGGAAUAUACAAAUAACAAAGGAUCAUAAAUAGUUGAUGUACCAUAUUAACCACAUGUUUUACCUGAAUCAAAAAUACUCUUGUGCACACAGUAUUAUUUGGCUUCAUCAGUCCUGCUCUCAAUGUUUGGAUCUAAUUAGGUUAAAAAUAUUUUUCUUUUAUGCACUAAUAAUAACAGUGCCUUCAAGAUACUAUAUUUAUACUUAGUAAUUGAGAUCCUUGACAUUUAAAAGGAAUAUAAAGAAAAGUGUGAUGCAUUUACAAAUCCUGUUCUCUCAUUUCCUAUGUUUAUUCUUAAUUGGACAUACCUAUUUUUAUGAAUUAUGCCAAUGCCCUAUACCU
Messenger RNA from Miniopterus natalensis, 1709 nucleotides. It is a transcript of the gene DNAAF6, whose product is annotated as dynein axonemal assembly factor 6. Gene Ontology annotation, molecular function: protein-folding chaperone binding; dynein intermediate chain binding. Gene Ontology annotation, biological process: axonemal dynein complex assembly; flagellated sperm motility. NCBI's taxonomy places the organism in Eukaryota, Metazoa, Chordata, Mammalia, Chiroptera, Miniopteridae. The record is from RefSeq and is a predicted model, not a curated record. Gene Ontology annotation, cellular component: cytoplasm.